AUAAAUUGAAAAGGCUAGAAUGUCGGAGUUUGUGGAACAUCAGCAUCAGCGGCAGCAACAACCACUGCAGCCACCGCCGCCGCCGCCGCCGCUGUCACAACAGCAGCAGCAGCAGCCGUUAAAACCACUGAAGCGCGAGCUCGACUCGACCGACGAUUUCGAGCACCUCGAGCACGAACUCCAGCAGACGCAUCAGCAACCCCUCCUCGAUCUCUCCAACAACUUGGUGGACUUUGAUCGAAUGUCCGGGGGCCCGCAGUCGCAUAAUCAGCUCGACGGCCCGGCGGAAGAGGGGCCCGAGAGGCGCAACCUCUUGGACACGAGCGUGCCCGCGAGCAAUGGCAUCGAGUGCGACCUGAAACCGGUCCCGGCAACCCCGCCGCCCUCUGCCGACCUCGAGAAGUUCGACCUAGGAGGAUCGUCGCUGCGAAACGAAUCGAGGGACGAGCUGGGGACCCGGCUUCGCGAGCAGCUCGAGGACUUCAAGGAUGCGCGCAUGAAUGUCCUCGACAAUGAUUACGAGGAGGGACAGUGGAAGCCCGAGAGCCCGAUCAAGUACCAGCACGACAACAUACUGCUCAACCACGAUAAGUACACCGACGACGAUGAUAACGUCAACGACCACGGGGACAACGUGGACGUGGACGACGAGGAUACGUUCGCUCGCGAGGAAUUCGGCUCGGUCAAGAAGCACGAGCCCCCGAUAACCCUCUACGGCUUCGGUGACAUAAAGUCCUCGUCCCUGCCGGAGCCCGAGAACUCGCCGGAGCUCGACUUCGUCAAGGACGAGAUAAUCGUGCACGAGGCGACCUGCGAGUUACCGCGACAUCGCGAGCCCGAGCUCUGGAACGUCCUCGAGAAGAGCGGCAACGAUCGGUUCGAGGAGCGCGAAGUGUUGCACGAGGAGCCGCCCAACAAGCCCCUGCCGCCCAUCCCCGCGAGCACCGAGCCCGAGCUCUUUCACGACGAGGACUCCUUGACCGACCUCAGCGAGGCCGACAUCAUCGAUGAGGAGAAGCUCGAGCCCAAGCCCGAUCCCUCGCCGACGAAAAGCCUCGGCCGGCCUAUGACCGCCACGCCCCAACUGUCCAACGCCCCCGAGAGGAAGUUUUACCGCGAAGAGCCGACCAAGAGCAGAGAGAUCGAGGAGAUCGCGCCCAAAGACAUCUUCCGGCGAAUUGGAAUUGAUGCGUGGUUUAACCCAGAAAGAUUAAAUCCAAAAGUGGCAUCUCUAAUUUAUUGGCGCGAUCCGAAAAAGUCGGGAAUCGUUUUUGGUGUAACACUCGGAGUGCUUUUAUCACUGGCCUACUUUAGUCUGAUCAGUGUUCUAGCUUACAUAUCUCUUUUUAUUCUCCUUUUCACCAUCGCUUUCCGUAUCUACAAGACUGUCAUUCAGGCCGUUCAAAAAACGUCAGAUGGACACCCAUUCAAAGACAUUCUCGAACUUGACCUGACGCUGCCCAGCUCGAAGGUGCACGAAGUUGCCGACAUUGCGGUUGCGAAUGCUAAUGCAGCCGUAACCGAACUGCGCAGGCUUUUCCUGGUCGAGGACUUCGUUGAUUCGCUCAAGUUUGGAUUCUUGUUGUGGUUCUUCACGUACCUUGGCUCAUGGUUCAACGGAAUGACCCUCAUCAUCAUCCUGGUGGUGGCCCUCUUUACGUUACCCAAGAUUUACGAAACGAACAAAACGCAAAUCGAUCAGAAUCUAGCUCUAGUCCAAGCAAAACUCAGCGAAAUAACAGUCAAGAUAAAGGCUGCGCUGCCACUUGGCAAGAAGAUUGAACCAUCAAAAGUAGAAUAAACGAGCAUCAAAAGAGGCGUUUAAUCGUUGCAAGCCGUGUAGAGAAAGGAAAAAGGAUAAACGACGAAUUUUAAAGACGGAAUGGUGUCAAGAAAAGGAUAUCGGGUGGCGCGUGCGCUGAAGGAACACAUUACAGCAUCUCCCAUUUUUAUUGAAUUGACUAGUGAAAAAUUAAUAGAAAGAUGGAGAAUGAGUAAAAAAAAAAGAGAUUGUAUAUAACGGACCACUGUUUAACUUUGGAUAUUUGUUGGUUAUUGAUAGAUUGAUACUAAGCAAACUUAGUGAUAUAUGAUCAUUUUUUUUGUGUGUCAAAAGAUAAGUUAUAAAAAUCGAUAACGAGAGUUCGAUCUCGCGAAAAUAAAUAUGUCGCGAGGUCGAUCGAUCUAGAACACGCGCAUCCAUUAUUUAAUGAAAAGUCGAAAAGUCCUUUUGAAAUAUGAAAAAAAAAA
This is a messenger RNA of Ceratosolen solmsi marchali, 2250 nucleotides long. RefSeq names its product reticulon (gene Rtnl1). The record is from RefSeq and is a predicted model, not a curated record. Lineage: Eukaryota; Metazoa; Arthropoda; Insecta; Hymenoptera; Agaonidae. The transcript has 6 exons. Gene Ontology annotation, cellular component: axon; endoplasmic reticulum membrane. The coding region runs from base 20 to 1801 and encodes 593 amino acids.